Messenger RNA from Exophiala bonariae, 576 nucleotides. RefSeq lists its product as uncharacterized. Bases 1 to 576 code for a protein of 191 amino acids. Gene Ontology annotation, cellular component: cytoplasm; nucleus. NCBI's taxonomy places the organism in Eukaryota, Fungi, Ascomycota, Eurotiomycetes, Chaetothyriales, Herpotrichiellaceae. The record is from RefSeq and is a predicted model, not a curated record. The transcript has a single exon. Gene Ontology annotation, molecular function: ATP hydrolysis activity; AMP kinase activity; ATP binding.
AUGCGUGCUUUACCCAAUAUUGUUAUUACAGGCACACCGGGUGUCGGGAAGACGACGACAUGCACCCAAAUCCUUGCGCUCGCAUCACAAUCAGACCCACCACUCAACCUCCAGCACCUAUCGAUCAACGAUCUCGUGAAGACUCGCUCGGCGCAUUCCGGCUACGAUGAGGAGCUCCAGACAUUGAUCGUGGAUGAAGAUAAACUGAUGGAUGAGGUCGAGAAGGAGAUCGAGGAUGGCGCGGGCAAUGGCGGCUGGAUCAUCGACUGGCACUCUACCGAAGGGUUUGCCAUACGGUGGGUCGAUCUUGUUGUUGUCCUCAGAUGCGAAGAAACGGCUAUACUCUACGACAGGCUCUCUUCGCGAGGAUACAAGGACGCCAAGGUGCAGGAAAACAUGGACGCCGAGAUCUUCGGUGUCGUGGCGGACGAGGCGAGGGAAGGCUGGACAGAAGAGGGCCAAGUGGUAGAAUUGAAGAGCACAGAGGCAGAAGAUAUUGAAGAGAAUGCUGAGCGGAUACUGCAGUGGGUCAAGAACUGGUUGAAAGAUCGUGAAGCGAAAGGAGACGGUGAUUGA